CAGGGAGUGAGAAAGUACAGGAGGCACAAACAGUUACCAUAGCGACCACACCACGCAUCCAUGGCCAGCCUCCCCAGCCGCGGCGGUGCUUCAGCUAGGUAUCUGUAACACUACCACCAUCACCAGCCAUGCCUCCCAAGAAGAAAGGAGAGAAGGGGAAGGGGAAGCGGGGAUCCAAGAAGACAGGAAGUGGGCGAGCACAGGCCCUGAUUGAUGGCGUGCCAAUCAACACCAUGACCAAGGAACAGCUGGAGGGACAUGUGGUCAGACUUAGAAAUGAACUGGAACGAGAGAGGGAGGAGCGUAACUAUGUUCAGAGUGAGCUUGAACGAGUCCAGAGGCUGUGGGAGGUGGCAGCUGAGAAUCUGGACAAUGUUCGCAAGGAACUCAGGUACAAGGAUGUGGAGAUUGGAGAAGCUGAGGAGAAGCACCAGCAGGAAAUUGGAGUGUACCAGCAAAAGAUGAAGCACCUCAUGUACACUCAGGAGAACACCCUUGCCCAGCUCCAGAUAGACAGCGAGGAAGCACUCCUGAAUCUGCACCAGGACUGUCUGAAUGAGGAGAAUCUUGUGAUUCAAGAGAAGGAAGACUUGAGGAAACAGCUCCAGGACACUGAAAGCAACUACCUAGCUAUCAUAGCCAACAUGAAAGUUGGCCACAGCAAAAAUCUGGACACCCUGCGGCAGGAGUUUGAGGCAGAGGCAGUGGAGAUGGAGGCUAAGUAUGUUAAGAAGAUCAAGGAUCUCCAGAACCAACUUGAUCUCAAACGUAAAACAGAGCUGAUAGCUCAGGAAGAGAAAAAAAACAACUUUUUGGCCACAAUCAUCUCUAAUCAUGAGAAAACAUUUGAUGAGAUGAAGAAAUAUUACACAGAUAUCACAGCAACUAAUCUGAAGCUCAUUACAGAGUUGAAGGCAGAGCUUGCUGAGCAAAAGGAACGUGAACACAAGCUGGAGCAAGAGAUGGGUGCUGCCAUGUCUGGCCGUUCCCGCCUAGAAGACCAGGUGGGCAAUCUACGCAAGAAACUUGCAGACACCCAGCGGUCCAUGCAGCGCUCCCAGCGAGACAAAGAGAGCUAUCUUACAAGUCAGGCACAAGUCAAAGUUCUAACCAGUGAAAAAGAAGCCUUGCAGUGGGAGUUGGAGGCCCUCAGACAGAAGGCAGAGGCGAUAGAACGUGAGCGGAAGGAGCUGUACGACCAUUUUGUGGCAGUGGUGGGAGAGGUGCAACAACGCAGUGAGCUCAGGAACAUUGUUCUGGAAAAGAAACUAAAUCAGGUGUCAGAUAAUUUGGAAAAGAAAGAGGCUGUUUUGUCAGAGGUGUUGUCAGCAGCCAAUCUUGAUCCUGUCUCAUUCAAUCAAGUCAGCCACCAGCUGGAGAGAAUAAUUGAUGAAAAGAAUCAAUUAGUUGGAAGCCUCAUGGAGGAGGUGGCAACAUUGAGACGGAUGUAUACAGAGCUGAUGGACAAGCACCAGGCGGCCCUCAGGAAGGCCAAGAAGCCAAAGGCAGCCACCAAGCUUCCAAACAUACCACUGUAAAGUACCAAAAAUGCACUUCUAUGGCAGUAGUCUCAAGUGUGACACCCAGCUCUUAUAAAGCAAGAACAAAAAUCAUAAAUUAAGGAAGUGCAUAAGAGUGUACCUCAAUUAUUUGAGAAGUUCCAAUGAAUGAAUCAGCACACAUUACCAGUGUGUAGUAGAGCAAGACUUUUCCCUCAAGGGUUCAUCUUUUUACAUGAAUAAUUCUCAGCAGUUACAGUCUUCAGAAAACAAGACAUUUCAUUGAUACUUUGUAUGCUUCAGAUAUUGCUGAUUGGUAGAGACUUAAAUCCCUUCCAAGUUUGGGUUCAGGGAACAGUUAUAGCCAAGUCCAAAUUACAUAAUCUGCCCUUUUCAUAACUAAUCUUCCGUGUUAUGAAUCUCUUGCCAAGUGAAGAUUACAAACAUUGAUUUCUGCUAAAAUACAGUAUGGAAUGAAGUCUUCCAAUAAGCUGAGAAAAAGGAAAUACAUGAGGACCAGUGUUCACCAUGUGGUAUGGUAUACCUGCAUACAUGACAAUGGAGAAAAAAGAACUGAAAUAUAUAUAAUAGAGAAAACAGAUAAACCAGCAAAGUUGUUGUUAGGCACAAGCAGACAGCUCUCAAGGAAAAAGGUUAUAAAGUUUGACCACAUGAAUGGGGCAGAUGACAGACAAAGAUGUCGUUUUGUUUGGGCACUGUGUACGAAGGAGGGGAAACACUACACUUGACCUGGCCCUCGUUUUUCCCCUUGUACCCUAAACUCCACCCCUGUUUUGUUCUGAGUGGUAAGAACAUAUAUAUGGACAUGCCUAUGGAUGGGUCAUGUACGUGGGGGAUCCUAGAGUACAUAAGCAAGGAUAUGGAGAGAGAAAAGGGAUUUUUUUGGAGAGCUGCAGCAGAAAUUAUACCAAGGGAGGAAGACUAGAGAUUCUGAGAGGCCGCGGCCCAGGGAGAGACCGCGGGCUGGGAAGAUAUGGACGGAAUCUUGUAACAGUAAGUGGAGUUAGAAGUUGUAAUGCAGUCUUGAAAACAAGUAAUUCAGUAAUUAAUAUUACAAUGAUGGAGGAUUAACGAUAGGAUGUCUACUUUUAAUAUUUUGAUAUCUGGUUACGUAAUGGUCAUAGAAGGAGCAGUUGUUGUGGCCGUGCCAAAUCGUUCUGUUGUUUCGUGAGUGCUAUGAGAACUUCGCCGCAUCAAGAAGUGUCGUGUCUGUAUAAUGUAUUUCUGGUAUCAAUAUCUUGAGUAUUAUGAGUAAAUCGCUGUGAUGCGGAUAUGUGUGAAUUCAGGAGGAAGUCAUAGUUAAAUAUCUAUUGAGUAGCCACUGUCUGCUUAAUAGGAGUCAUAUUUGAGUGCUGCUAUCAUAUAUAUUGAAUCUGAAGCUGGGUUGCACGUGUGAUUGCAAAUGUGUGGGAAAUGCCGUGGACUUUAUUUAAGUUUUGAGGUUUAAGAUUAUCUUACAUAUACCGAGUUAAUAUGUCACGGGAAGAAUUUAAAAAUAUAUUUUGAAAAGAUUCGUAUCAUAAAUAAUGUGUUAAAGUCGGCAGUUGCUUGUUUCACCUGAGACUUAAUAAAAUACGCAGAAAAAUUAGGAAACAUAUAUAUCCGAUAGAGAAGAGUUGUUAGCAUAUGAAAUGUGGGAAAAUUGGUGUGAAUAAGGCUAGUUUAUAUAGAAUUUUAAGUACAUGAGUAAAGAUUUACAGAAAAUUAUGAUAGGUGUUAUAUACACAGUAAUCAUAGAGAUAAGUAACAUAUCUAGAAGAAAGAGAAUAUUGAUUUUAUAUAGAAUGAAUUCUGUUGUUGCGUGAGAAUGAGUGAACAUUAAAGAUAUAUGGUUAUGGGAUAUUUGCUUUUCUUGCCGAUUAUCUCAGUAAAUAAUUAGAAUUAAAAAAAUUAGUAGUAGAUUUUGGCCGUCCUCAUAAUAAGUAAUGAUAAGAGAUUAAUUUUGCCACUAGGAGACUCAUCUUGCAUCAUGUUAUAUUCAGGAAUUCAGGUUAUAGAGAACAAGAUAGUGGAAUUGAGAUGAAAAAAUGUAGAGUGAAGGAGACUGAGUAGUUGUCAUGUGAAAGAAGUUAAAGAUAAAUAAAUGAUAAUCAUUUGUUUGUUGAUGCAAUAAAAUUUUACCAUGAAAGGUGAGUUUUGGAAGGAAGGUAAUGGCAGAAACUAAGUAGAAAAGUAUGAUUAAUAAAUUUUUGAGGAUGAUGCUUGCAACAGAUAUUAAUAUUGAGAAUAAUAUCAUUGUAUACAUUGAAUAUGAGUAAAUAAAUUAAUGUAGAGGAGGUGAAGGCAACAGUUGAUAUUGGAGCGAAUUGAAAUAGAAAAUAUGAUGUUAGUUGAAGAUUAUCUUAUAUAGUUGAUAUAUAUAUUGCAAGACAUCAUGAGAGAACAUGAUAAAUAUGAAUAUAUCAAAGAGAAAAGGGUUUAUUGGGAGGAAAAUUUUAUGAAAAUAUUUUGAGGUUGUCAGAAAAUAUUGUUGAGUGAGUAAGGUUAUUCCUGAGUCCCUGACCUCAAAAAAUAAAAUCUAGAAACAUAUAUAAUACUGUAAAAGGAUUGAAGCAGUCAUGCAAUGUUAAGUUUGACUCAGAAUAUAGAUAGCAUGAAAUUAAUUGUGAUAUUGAGAGAACAUAAUGGUUUAAAGUUUGAACAUUUUCUUUGUCAUAAGUAAAUAUCUCGUUAGAAAAUCAAAAAUGCUGAGGAAAUUGCAGAUUACUGGUGAGAGAUCGUCGAGUUAGUGUUAGUUCAUGCAAUUGAGGGUUGCUGGCUAGAUCUUGACCUACUUUUUUUUUCAAAGAGAAAAUGUUGUUCUUUUAUGGUAAAUUUGGUUAAAAAAAUAUUGAUGAAAUAAUGUCUGAAGGAACAUAGAAAUUAGCGGAUUAUCAGUGUGAUUAUGAGAUAUGCAUAUAUAGAUAUAGCUGCGAUUCGGUUGCAGUAAAUAUGAUUCAACAUAACUGUAGGAGAUCAGAUGCCGAUAAAUAAUGAGGGGGUUGAUGUAGUUUCAGGAAUACUACUAAGUAAAAUAUUUUAAUAGUGAUGACAAAGAAGGCAAGAAUUUAUAUGAGAAGAUGUAUCCUGUUUAGCUGCCAGGUUAAUGAGUUAAAUUGAUAAUUUUGACAGUAUACACUGAGAAAUGAGGUAAACAACAUCAAAGGAUAAUCAGGAUAAUAUUAUGGAUAAUGAAAAAUUAAUUAAUAAAUAUUAAGGUAAUUAUUAUCACAAACUGUGUUAAAUAUUGAUGAGAACAAUUAUGAGAAAUGAUAAUGAAAUAUACUUGGUGUAUUUUCUGAUGGAGUAUCAGUUGGGUGGCCUUAUAUUUUCAUGAAAGGAAGUCUCUUAAGAUAUUGUGAAGAAAUUCUCUACCUUUGAAGAAACUUGCCAUUGGUUACUGGUAAUAGUUUAAAAUUUUCAGUGAGUCCUGUAUUUGUCUUCAAGUAUGUUUUUUUUUUAAGUAGUUGCUACUUUUAUAUGGGUAAAUACCAACUGUAGAAUAUUAAAUGACAAGUUAUCAGGUGAUAUUUAGUGAUGAAAAAGUUGGCAUUAAUUAUGUCUCGGGCAAGAAAAAGACAAAGAUAUAUCAGACAGAGAGAGAGAGAGAGAGAGAGAGAGAGAGAGAAGGGCCAUAUUCAGUGGUAGUUGGUUGUAGGUGAUUUUUAUAUUAUGAGUACAGAGGAGGAUAUAGAUAGGUGGAUAAAUGAAAAUAAGAGAAGAAAAACGAUAUGAGCAAUAGUGAAAUAUUAGUGCAGUGAGGAUAUAUAUAUUGAUAGAGGAUAUAGAAGAGGAAUAUUGUAUGUGAAUGAAGAAGGAUAAGUCAUAUUGAGGAAUUAGUUGGUGAAUAUUUGGUGAGCUUAGAUGUGACUGAUGUAGGAGGAGUAAUAUGAGGUAAUAUAUGUUGAUUGAGUUUGAGGAAUGUUGUAGGAUGAUGAAGUUUCAGAACUUGAUAUGCAAUAUUAAUUGAGAAAGGAUUCAUAUUGUCAGUAGAGGAAAUAUAUAUAGUGUGAAAUUGAUUAAUAUUGUGAGGUAGGAAAAUAUACAAUAUGAUGAUUGAUAUUGUUAGGAAAUAAAAAUAUAGUAUGAGGAAGAUAAUUAUUCCGGAGGAAAAAACAUAUAUGUGGAAGAUUGAUGUAUAAUAUGAGGACUGAUAAUUAUCAGAGAGAGGAAAAAUAUAUGUCAGGAAGAAUAUGUGUUGAGGAUUGAUGUUGUCAGAUGAGGAAAAUAUAUAGUAUGAGGAUAAUGUAUGUUGGGAAGGACAAUAUGUAAUGUGACGAUUGAUAUAUAUUGAGAAGAACAUGUGUAUAUGAGUCAGAUGAGGAUAUAUUGAAUAUAGAAAGUAUGGAAAUAUAUAAGGUUAUAAUUUGUGAAAACAUGAAAUAUAAUUUUUUUGAAGAGGUAGGAGUAUGAUAUUAACGGCCGAAUGUAAUAUGUGUGAGG
Messenger RNA from Portunus trituberculatus (swimming crab), 5942 nucleotides. It is a transcript of the gene Gas8, whose product is annotated as dynein regulatory complex subunit 4-like. NCBI's taxonomy places the organism in Eukaryota, Metazoa, Arthropoda, Malacostraca, Decapoda, Portunidae. Gene Ontology annotation, cellular component: microtubule; Golgi apparatus; motile cilium. The coding region runs from base 129 to 1538 and encodes 469 amino acids. The transcript is spliced from 11 exons. Gene Ontology annotation, biological process: cell motility. Gene Ontology annotation, molecular function: microtubule binding; small GTPase binding. The record is from RefSeq and is a predicted model, not a curated record.